Messenger RNA from Plasmodium vinckei vinckei, 1965 nucleotides. RefSeq names its product tryptophan-rich antigen tryptophan-rich protein. The record is from RefSeq and is a predicted model, not a curated record. The transcript is spliced from 2 exons. Lineage: Eukaryota; Apicomplexa; Aconoidasida; Haemosporida; Plasmodiidae. Bases 1 to 1965 code for a protein of 654 amino acids.
AUGGAAGCAAUAAGUGCAGUUGAAGGCCAUAAUACUCUAAAUGUGAGUACUAUACAUGGCGAAAAUGUUGGUAGCCAAAUUUUAUUAAGUAAUGAUAUGAAUACAAGCGAUCUAGAUAUUCAAAACAUUCAUAAUGUAACGAAUAGCACUAAUACAUUAUUUGAUUAUGAAGAAGUAGAUGAUGAAACCUUAUCUGACACAUUUGAUGAAUCAUUAAUUGAUUCCGAUGAAAUAUUUACCGACGAAAUCCUAGUGGAAAAUGCUGGAAUUUUAAGCCAAAUAGUUAGAAUAUAUUCGAAAAUGAGUGUAACAAAAUUUAAUGGUAUGAUCUCUAAAGUUGUAGACGUUAUUACACCUAUAAUACAUUAUCCACUAGCUCAUAAUGCCAUGGUUUAUAGUAAAGUAAUAACUGAAAAAUUAAAAAAAAGCCAUAUAUUACUUCUAAAAUAUAAGGAAGAAUUAGAAAAUCUCCAAAUCAUACAAAGAUUAAGAGACCAUGUUAUGAAUAUGGAUAUGUUGGAUAAUCCUUUACAAUUAGCAAUGAUAACAUUUGCAUCUUUAAUCCUUAGUUUUUUAUUGAUAUUAAUGUUAAAAAGAAUUAAUAAUAAUAUAAAAUUUUACAUAACAGGCGCUAAUAAAGAAAAUAAAAAUAUGUCAGAAAAUGACGUAGAUAAUAUAGAAGAAUCUGAAGAAGGUAAAGAGGAAUUAUGGGAAUUUUGGAAAUCCGAAUUAGAUGACAAAUUUGAAGAAUUUAAUUCCAAAUUAGAAGAUGACACACAAAAAAUGAUUGAACUUAAAGGUAAAGAAUGGAAUACGUGGAAAGAAAAUCAUGAAAAUAAAUGGAUGCAUUAUAAUGAACAUUUAGAAAGAGCAUAUAAAAAAAAUGUUCUUACAGAAUCAUCAGACUUUGAUGAUGAACAAUGGGCAGAAUGGGUAAAAACAGAAGCUAAAAAAACCAUGAAUUUAGAAUUCAAAAGUUGGUUAUUAAAAACUAAAUAUAAUAUGGAUAAAUGGACUAUGAACCAAUGGAAUAAUUGGAAAAAUAAUACAUUCGACGAAUGGCUAUCAUCUGAUUGGAAACUUCGUGAAAACAAAUAUUGGAAAUAUUGGAAAUAUAUUAAUGAAGGGCUUAUAAAACUAUAUCCAUCAAAAUUUGAAAAUUUGAAAAAAUGGGAAGAUAGAUUAGAUAGAGAAGCAUCUGAAUGGAACGAAUGGAUAGAAAUUAAAGAUUACUUUUUUAUGAAUAAGAAAAGUAACGAGUGGGCAAAUUUUGAAAAUGAUACAACCCAAAAUUAUGAAGAAUGGUGUAAUGAAUUUAUAGACAAAUUAAUAGAAGGAAAGAAAUGGAAUGUUUGGAAAUCUGAAAAAAAAAAUUAUAAGUCCAAAAAAAGAAAAUUAAAAGAAAAGGAAAAAAAAAGUGAUUUGAAUAAUUCAUCAUAUAAAAAAUAUAAUUCACCCAAUAUGGAAAGCAAUAUUUUUUAUUUUGUAUCUAAUGUUUUGAAACAAUGGAAUAUUCCAAUUUCCUAUUUUAAAUCAUUAUAUAGAACUAGGAAUAGUUUGAACAACUGUAAUAACAAUUUCUCUUUAUCCAAUAAAAAUAUGAAUAAUUGGGGUGGCUAUAAUAAUGAUUAUAAUUUAUUAAAUAAAACUUGGAAGUUUUGGGGAAACACAAAUGAACCCACAACUUCACUAAAUGAUAAUUGGAAUCUCCGAAAUACUGAUAUAAAUACUUUAAAUAGACGGGGUUGGAAAAGGAGUGAUCGAAAUGGCAUUUCUAAUUCGCCAUAUGGAAUUAGGAAGCGCCUGAAUACUCAAAAUAGUGAUUACAACCCAAUGGUUGAUAUAUUGAAAUAUAUGGAUCCUCAAAGUAGCAAUUAUAACCCAUCUAAUCCAAAUUGGAAUCAUUGGGGUAAUCGCUAUGAAACUUCUAAAUAUAAUUCAUGGAAUCCACAAUCAUUGGAAUAG